UGCAAGCGUACCCUUCAUGGAUUGGGUUUUUUUUUUUUUUUAGUCCGGGAAUUUUACUUGACCACAUAUCGGGCAAGAAUGAACUUACAUCACAAAACCUGGAGACUAGAGAAAGGAACAGGGAAACAGGAAACAGGGCAAACAGGAUUCAGAGUAAAGGAAGAGACAAAGAACAGGGGAAUUCUACACUACCCUUUAUAUUUUCUCUCUUUUUGGUCUUAUUUUCUUCCUCCACUAUCUUCCUCUCAUACGCCUCCUUAAACAAUGGAAGCAACGGACAAGAUGGUGUGUGGACCGGUUGACGCCAUCAACUUCAUGAUUGCCACAAGCUUUCAGAUUGCCUGCAUUCAGAUCGUGUCCCACUUCCUCCUCUUCCUCUUCAAACUGUUGGGCCAAGCUGGACCUAUUGCCGAUGUGCCCAAUAUGAAGGACAUUACCCUUGAAGAGAUGAACAAGCUAUUCAGUCUGCGACUUGGCUUUUUUUUUUUUGGAGAAACAAAGAAGAACAAAAAUUCAAGAUAGUGACUACAAGGCUAUCUAAUACUCAAAAUAAUGGACUUAGUUUCCCAUAGAAGAGGUUUGCUAGAUUGUGAAGACAUUAAUUUCAUUAAAAUAAAAUAAUAAUAAUAAUAAUAAUAAUAAUAAAAGAGAAGGUAUUCA
This is a messenger RNA of Rubroshorea leprosula, 660 nucleotides long. The record is from the annotation of a GenBank genome assembly. NCBI's taxonomy places the organism in Eukaryota, Viridiplantae, Streptophyta, Magnoliopsida, Malvales, Dipterocarpaceae.